Molecule: messenger RNA, 1058 nt
Organism: Nilaparvata lugens (brown planthopper)
Lineage: Eukaryota; Metazoa; Arthropoda; Insecta; Hemiptera; Delphacidae
Exons: 4
Coding region: 225-968 (247 amino acids)
Source: RefSeq, a predicted model, not a curated record
UUCAGGGUUGAUUUGUAGAUAUUUGAUAUAUUUAUUAAUAAUAAUCACUUUCAAAAUCAUAGAUAGUAUAUUUUUGUACAAAUGUUAUCAAGAAGGAGCUCUGUAGGCUUCUAGGAAUUUCAGAAAUAAUAAUUUGAAACGUUAUACAGGAUAUUUUAACAGAUUUUUGCAGGAUUGAUAAUAUAUCGGUUUUUUAGAAAUUGGUUAUUGAUUAUUUGAAAACCAUGAGCGAGUUGUUAAGUUUUGUUUGUGUGUCACUUGCAUUUAUGUUUGGUAUUAGACCCACUGAUUGCAGCCAACAUUUGACAGCGGUUGAUGAGAAUGAUUUGAAUUUGUCGAAUAAUCACACUGAUGUCGAUUUGGAAAAAAUGCUACCAUUCACCUGCCUUUCGAACAGCACUCUCGAUUGUCUAAAAUCGGGAAUCACCAGAAUGAUGGCCCGUAUCGAGAGUCGAACCCCGCUCGAGAUAGUUCCCGGGCUGUCUCUCAGCUGGGACCUUCCCGCCUCUCACAAGCUCACCUCCCUGGAUGUAUUCAACUUUGACACCCUAGUGAAGGCCGUCAACACCUAUUUGGGAUCAAUUUCGCUUAAAAUACAACUGCUGGAUGAGGCCGUACUGUCUAAGGGAGCCAGAUCACUGGAGCAGAUCUUCAGUGCUGAUAACAAUGUCGAAGGUCGUAAGAGAAAAGACCAGAGCGGUCUGAUGGGUCUAGCGAUGGCAAUGAAGGCAUCCAUGUUGUCUAUGGUGAUGGCGGGCGUAGCGGCCAUGAGUGGAAAGGCUCUUAUGGUGUCCAUGAUGGCAUUGGCAUUUGCAGCACUGUCUGCCCUCAAGGGAUCCGGAGAGAAGAGUACCACUUAUGAGAUAAAACAUGAACCCUCUCAUCACGGUCAUUAUAAGCGCAGCUUGGAAGAACUGAAUCAUUAUGAAGCAAAUGCUUUCAAUGCCUACAAAAAGGAUACAAAAUAGUGCGUUUAAGUGAUUUCAAUUUAACUUACUAAACUUCAAGAAGAAUACAGAAUAGUGCAACUGAGUGAUUUUAAUUGAAUCCUUUAAACU